Molecule: messenger RNA, 192 nt
Organism: Tetrahymena thermophila SB210
Lineage: Eukaryota; Ciliophora; Oligohymenophorea; Hymenostomatida; Tetrahymenidae
Exons: 1
Source: RefSeq, a predicted model, not a curated record
AUGUCAGGCUAAAAUAAAGAAGCAAAAAUCAUCUAAAUAGGAUAAAAAUAUGCUAGCAAAGGUAUGAUAAAUUACUUUGGAUCUAAUAAGAAAGCAAGAGUUAUCAAUCCAGCCGCUUCAACCACAAAAAAUACAAAUCUUUUUAAAUUUAAUCUGUAUUACAUGAAGCAUUCAAACCUAUUAUUCUAUUGA